Molecule: messenger RNA, 1153 nt
Organism: Oncorhynchus keta (chum salmon)
Lineage: Eukaryota; Metazoa; Chordata; Actinopteri; Salmoniformes; Salmonidae
Product: filaggrin-2-like
Exons: 3
Coding region: 51-1028 (325 amino acids)
Source: RefSeq, a predicted model, not a curated record
ACGGAGAGUCAAGACACACACUCACACGGAGAGUCAAGACACACACUCACAUGGAGGGUCAAGACACACACUCACACGGAGGGUCAAGACACACACUCACACGGAGGGUCAAGACACUCACUCACACGGAGAGUCAAGACACACACUCACACGGAGAGUCAAGACACACACUCACACGGAGGGUCAAGACACACACUCACACGGAGGGUCAAGACACACACUCACACGGAGAGUCAAGACACACACUCACACGGAGGGUCAAGACACACACUCACACGGAGAGUCAAGACACACACUCACACGGAGAGUCAAGACACACACUCACACGGAGAGUCAAGACACACACUCACACGGAGGGUCAAGACACACACUCACACGGAGAGUCAAGACACACACUCACACGGAGAGUCAAGACACACACUCACACGGAGAGUCAAGACACACACUCACACGGAGAGUCAAGACACACACUCACACGGAGAGUCAAGACACACACUCACACGGAGAGUCAAGACACACACUCACACGGAGAGUCAAGACACACACUCACACGGAGAGUCAAGACACACACUCACACGGAGAGUCAAGACACACACUCACACGGAGAGUCAAGACACACACUCACACGGAGAGUCAAGACACACACUCACAUGGAGAGUCAAGACACACACUCACGGAGACACGGAGGGUCAAGACACACACUCACACGGAGAGUCAAGACACACACUCACACGGAGAGUCAAGACACACACUCACACGGAGAGGGAGAGUCAAGACACUCACUCACACGGAGAGUCAAGACACACACUCACACGGAGAGUCAAGACACACACUCACACGGAGAGUCAAGACACACACUCACACGGAGAGUCAAGACACACACUCACACGGAGAGUCAAGACACACACACUGUAAAGAUAAACUCAAAACACCCCCCUGCAGUUUUAAAGUGUUACUCCCUCUGUGAGCUGCCAUACUUUGUACUGUUUGUUUUGAUAGAAGCAGGACCUACAGAAGGUGAAAUGUAACCUCUCUGUCUGUCUAACAUAGACUAUGUAUGUAUAGACACUAUCUUGUGUGUAAUAUAUGUCAUUUUGAAUAGAAUGGAUCGGCUCUAUUUUGACAUUAAAAGCUCUUUCUACCUUCUUGAGAA